This is a messenger RNA of Eurypyga helias (sunbittern), 2927 nucleotides long. Its product is annotated as TRAF2 and NCK-interacting protein kinase. The annotation marks the transcript as partial. The record is from RefSeq and is a predicted model, not a curated record. Lineage: Eukaryota; Metazoa; Chordata; Aves; Eurypygiformes; Eurypygidae. The transcript has 17 exons.
AUUCCACAUCUGGUCACUGUGAAAUCCCAAGGAAGCUCCUUGUCUGGGUCUCAGUCACUGCAUGAACAGCCUGCAAAGGGACUGGCUGGGUUUCAGGAGGCUCUGACGGUGACCUCUCACCGCACUGAGAUGCCAAGGCAGAACUCGGACCCCACCUCAGAAAACCCUCCUCUGCCCCCUCGCAUUGAAAAGUUUGACCGAAGUUCUUGGUUACGGCAGGAGGAAGACAUUCCACCAAAGGUGCCUCAACGAACCACUUCCAUAUCCCCUGCUCUGGCGAGGAAGAACUCCCCAGGCAAUGGCAGCGCCCUGGGGCCCCGGCUGGGCUCCCAGCCCAUUCGGGCAAGCAACCCAGACCUGAGGAGGACGGAGCCCAUCGUGGAGAGCCCCCUGCAGAGGACCAGCAGCGGCAGCUCCUCCAGCUCCAGCACUCCCAGCUCCCAGCCCAGCUCCCAGGGCGGCUCCCAGCCGGGCUCCCAGGCUGGCUCCAGCGAGCGCAACAGAGUCAGAGGGAAUGCCAAGCCCGAAGGGUCCCCUGUGCUCUCCCACGAACCUGCCAAGGUAAAGCAGGAAGACAACCGGGACGUGACGCGACCGAGCCGACCCGCUAGCUAUAAGAAAGCUAUAGAUGAGGAUCUGACGGCCUUAGCCAAAGAGUUGAGGGAGCUGCGCAUCGAAGAAACCAAUCGUCCCCUAAAGAAGGUGACGGACUACUCCUCCUCCAGCGAGGAGUCGGAAAGCAGCGAGGAGGAGGAGGAGGACGGGGAGAACGAGACGCAUGAUGGGACCGUGCCCGUCAGUGACAUCCCACGGCUUAUACCAACAGGAAUUCCUGGAAGCAACGAGCCGUACAACCUGGGAAUGGUGACAACCCACGGGCUAGAGACUUCCCAUGCAGAUACGUUUAGCAAUAUUUCAAGGGAAGGGACUUUAAUGGUGAGGGAGACCUCUGGUGAAAAAAAGCGUUCUGGCCACGCAGCCAGCAAUGGCUUUGCAGGUCACAUCAAUCUCCCUGACCUGGUGCAACAAAGCCACUCGCCUGCGGGCACACCGACCGAGGCCCUGGGGCGAGUCUCCACGCAUGCGCAGGACAUGGACUCGGUGCCUGAAUAUGGUAUGGGAAGUAGCACCAAAGCCUCUUUCACCCCCUUUGUGGACACCAGAGUGUAUCAGACCUCGCCUACUGACGAAGAUGAGGAUGAGGACGAAGAGUCGUCUGCUACUGCCCUGUUCACCAGCGAGCUGCUCAGGCAGGAGCAGGCCAAGCUGAACGAGGCCCGGAAGAUCUCGGUGGUGAACGUCAACCCCACCAACAUCCGUCCCCACAGUGACACCCCGGAGAUCCGAAAGUACAAGAAGCGCUUCAACUCGGAGAUACUCUGUGCUGCGUUAUGGGGUGUGAAUCUGCUGGUGGGCACAGAAAAUGGCCUGAUGCUGCUGGAUCGAAGCGGACAAGGGAAGGUCUAUAACCUGAUCAACAGACGGCGAUUUCAGCAGAUGGACGUACUCGAAGGUCUUAACGUCCUCGUGACGAUAUCAGGAAAGAAGAACAAGCUGCGCGUGUACUAUCUCUCCUGGCUGAGAAACAGGAUUUUACACAAUGACCCUGAAGUAGAGAAGAAGCAGGGCUGGAUCACGGUCGGGGACCUGGAGGGAUGCAUCCACUACAAAGUCGUGAAAUAUGAAAGAAUCAAGUUCUUGGUGAUUGCCUUAAAGAACGCUGUAGAGAUCUACGCUUGGGCUCCUAAACCAUAUCACAAGUUUAUGGCAUUCAAGUCUUUUGCAGAUCUCCAGCACAAGCCGUUACUCGUGGAUCUCACUGUAGAAGAGGGUCAGAGACUCAAGGUUAUCUUUGGAUCACACACUGGUUUCCAUGUGAUUGAUGUAGAUUCUGGGAACUCCUACGAUAUCUACAUACCAUCUCAUAUUCAGGGCAAUAUUACUCCUCACGCCAUCGUCAUCCUGCCUAAAACGGACGGGAUGGAGAUGCUUGUGUGCUAUGAGGAUGAAGGCGUGUACGUCAACACCUAUGGACGGAUAACUAAAGAUGUGGUGCUCCAGUGGGGAGAAAUGCCUACUUCCGUGGCCUACAUUCAUUCCAAUCAAAUAAUGGGCUGGGGAGAGAAAGCUAUUGAAAUCCGGUCAGUGGAGACGGGACAUUUGGAUGGAGUAUUUAUGCACAAGCGAGCUCAAAGGUUAAAGUUUCUAUGUGAAAGAAACGAUAAGGUAUUUUUUGCAUCAGUGAGAUCCGGAGGAAGCAGCCAAGUGUUUUUCAUGACCCUCAACAGAAACUCCAUGAUGAACUGGUAACGGAGGAGCACUUGGCACUCACCGCCAUGGCAUUAUUUCUGACCUAAAGGACGUUGAACACGUGGACUAACACUGUAGAGGCAGGUGCGGAGGGCGCCGAGCAACACCGCUCCCCACGCUCCCCCGGCACCGGCAGCCCCGGGGCUGCGGGCGGGGAUGGACUUUGCGCUUGGAGCCCCCGAGGUCUCCCGAUUACGCUGUGUUAUAGUGGGUUAUGAGUUUUCCUUUUUUUUUUUCUUUUUUUUUUUUAAUUUUACUUUUUCUUUGUCCCCUACUUUGUAAGAACGGGGAAAGAAAUAGUGUCAAAAAGUCUGUUUUUAAUUCUGUCUGCCUGCUAGCAUCAAAUAUAUAGUAUGUUGUAAAGUUACCAAUUAAAUCUGGUGAGAGACAGCACAAUAAAUGUACCUUUUAUCUUUGUGAUGAAGGCCAUAACCGUAUAGCUGGGUAAUUUUAGAGAUCUUUUGCCUUCACCAACAUUUACGUGUUGCUUUUGGCAGCAACGGCUUAACGGAUUUUUAAAGAAGAGAAAAAAUAAUAGGUUUUUUUCCCCUCUUUUGGGAAAUGGAUUUUAAAUGGCUAAACUACUAGCCUUAGACUAAUAAAAAUCAGCUACCAUU